Aplysia californica (California sea hare) is the source of this 3437-nucleotide messenger RNA. RefSeq names its product USP6 N-terminal-like protein. The record is from RefSeq and is a predicted model, not a curated record. Lineage: Eukaryota; Metazoa; Mollusca; Gastropoda; Aplysiida; Aplysiidae.
GGUGGGUUUGUGUUCCGGAGAUAUUCCUUGGGGGAAUGAAUGACUAUCCUUUAUUGCAUUUAUUGUUACAUUUGACAUAUAAAUUCCUACUGUCUAAUGUUUCAUGGCGUAUAGAAUGCGGUGAAUUUUGAAGUUCAGGCGUAGCAAGUAGGCGAGCACCAUCAGUUUAAUGUGGCUGUUCUUCUAUGGACUGGAUUCUUAUGGAGAAGUUGAGGUGCUGACUAUAAGAGCUCAUCAAUAUGAGUUUCAUACACCCACGAUCUGAUAAAUAAGAUCUCAGAGCUCUCGUGUACUUUGCAGACAUCUUGUCUGUUGAAAGUCAAAGAAGAACAGGCUGCGCUAUUUAAAGCAGAAGGAGCUUUGAUGUCGGACUACGAGGAGAUUAAGAGAGCGUCCAAAGAGAGGGCGGAUAUUGUGGCCAAAUAUGAUCUGGGCCGUGAGGAAGGAGCUCAGAUUGACCCCUGGGAGGACCCAGCCUUUGAAGUGUAUCAUGUCACGGACAGAUAUGGAUUCAUCCAUGACUCUGCUCUGCCAAAGAACGUGGAUGCUGCUGAGGAGAAGGCGAAGCAAGUGGAAAAUGAGAGGACAACAAAAUGGCUGAAAAUGGUGAAAUCUUGGGAUAAAUAUUAUCCUGGAGAAAAGCUGACAAGACGAGUGUACAAAGGUAUUCCUGACUGCUUGAGGGGAGAGGUUUGGUCAAAGCUGCUGAAUAUUCCCAAAGUGAAAGCGGAGCAGGAGAAUAUCUAUGAGAAAAUGCGUAACCGUGCUCGAACCAAGUCCACAUCUAUUCGGCAAAUUGAUUUAGAUGUCAACAGAACCUACAGGAACCACAUCAUGUUCAGAGAAAGAUAUGGGGUCAAGCAACAAGCUCUUUUCCAUGUUUUGGCUGCAUACUCUGUGUACAACACGGAGGUUGGCUACUGUCAAGGCAUGAGUGAGAUCGCUGCUCUGCUGCUCAUGUAUCUGAAUGAGGAGGAACGCCAUGAGAUGUACCCCACACUGUACACCAUCAAGUGGUUCCUCCAGUGCUUUCUUGACAGGACACCAUUCCACCUGACUCUUCGCCUCUGGGAUGUGCACAUGCUGGAGGGGGACCUGGUCCUGGUGGCCAUGGCUUACUGCAUCAUCAAAGUGCACAAACGUCGCAUCAUGAAAAUGCAGAUGGAUGAGCUUCUAACAUUCUUCCAGUCUUCCUUGGAGAAGGACUUUGUCUACGAUGAUGACACAGUUAUUGAGCAGUUGCAAAUUUGUAUUGAGGAGCUGAAAAAGGCCAAGAUGGCAAGUCCUCCCAAGGCCAAAGUCAAUGAGAAUCCUACCUUGCCUUUUGGCUUAGAGAUCCAGCCAAGCGUGGAGCAGCUUAUUGGCAAAAAGAGUGAGGAGACAGUUGAUGAACACUUUCGUAAGAACGCCCCACGAACAGGAGGCAAAGCUGCCUAUCUCAGGAGGAAGAAUACAGGUGGAAGUAUAUCAGGGGCAAAUAACCUACUUAGCACUCCAGAGCUCUCCCGGAGCCGAGGCGACUCUCGCUCUCUGCACUCUCGGUUGUCUCAGUACUCUAUAGAUGAUAAGUCAUCUUACUAUGACACUGCCACAAACUCGCGAAUCUCUCUGGCAGAUUUCAGCGCAAGAACGUCAGCUCCGAGCUCCCGGACUUCGUUUGGAGAGAGCUCUGAGAUGGGAAGCAUGUCUGCUAUUCACGCCCAUGGCUUCACCUCCCCCAUUGACCUGGAUGAUGUUGGAGUCGACAUGGCUACGCCCACUACGCCUACCAACCCCCCUUUGCCUGCACAAGAUUAUGCCCCUUCCAACAGUCCUCCCCCAGUCAUGUCACAAUCCUACGAGAUGGCGAGACCAUCAUCUCACUCCCAAGCUCAUCAGCAGACUGCUGUUAUCCGGUCGUCUGCUUCGUACGAACUGCCUCCUCAGGCCAAUGUCAUUUCCCGGCUAGAACACUCUCCUCGCCAGGUGGUGUCCUCGUACGAACAUACUCCACAGCCAAGGCCUCCCCCUGCUCGUGAUUCACAAAGAACUAACUCGGCCGUGUUGGCCUCGCGUGAUGGCGGGACCAGAUGGUCUGGCCUCAGUCACGACCAUCACCAACGCAUGCGCAACACACGUUCGUACGAAAUGGACUCUGGUUCCUCUUUCCCUCCUCCUCCUCCUCCUCCUCCUCCUCCCCCUGCUGAAGAAGUGGAGAUGCACACACCACGGCAGUCAGCCUCAUUCGAACAAGAUCAACAACGCACUUCUCGCACGUCUUCAUCCUCUCCGUACGAACAGGCUGUUUCCAGGCAGUCCCCGUCUCCUGGUCACAGCUUUUCUCCCAUGAUCCUCCAUGCAUCGACUGCUGUAGAAGAUCGCCCCCCUUCGGCUGUGACGGGAGAGGACAACGACUCUACGAAAUCACCGGGGUCGGUGGCUUCAGAUUACGACAACAUCAACGGCAUGUACGAGGACAGUCAGGAAGACGCUCGCAGCCCGAGCUUUAUCCGAGGCGACGGGGUGACGGUCAUCCCGGUCAGCAAGUCUGAUGGCUUCGUCUCCUCAACUCAGGAUUCGGAAAUUAUUAUCCUGAAUGGUCACGACGGUGCUAUGACGGCUCAGAUGAAAAUGACGCGCACGGAAGGGGACAUUCAGCGUGUCCUGCAGCAGGAUCGGACAGACUCUCGCCACGUCGACUUUCACAACGGAUACCAAAUUGAGCAGCAGAACUCGUACCAGAUGUCAGAGGCCACCACCUCACAGACUCGGACAAUGUACAGCAGGGUUGUGGAAAAGACAGCUUUUUUAUAGUUUUCUAUGUGAUUUUAGCAUCUCUACUUGUGGUCUGUGACAUCUUCUAUUUCUGCUUGCCAGUAUGUUUUUUUUCUUCUCAAUUUCAUGCUUGUCUGUGCAGAAACAUAUUCUUUACGACAUGAAUAGUAGGCACUUUGACUCACAUUUGCUCAUGAUUCUUGUUUACUUUCUCGGUAUGUUGUGUUCCAGAAAGGGAAUGCUCAAAUACGAGCUUUUGUUUUCACCAAUGGAGGGUGACGGGAGACUAGUUGACUAGCCUACUUGAAUCCCGUUUGAAUCCUACAGUUGAUCAAAUUAAGAUUAAACCAUUUAUCUGGACUAGGUUAAAAUAUUUUCCUUCAUGGAUAAGGGACUCAAGUUAAUACCCCGUGUUCCCACUUUUGGACCAUAUUUUUCAAAGAAGAAUGAGAGUAGAUUGUGUUCCAUAUCUGGCACAAACAUGUACGUGUGACUCAAUCUUCAAGUACUAUGUUUUACUAUUGCUAUUUUUCUUUUAAAUCAUUUGCAGAUCUACAUUGAUAUGUAAUCAGCACAGAAAAAGAUAUGUAGUACUAGUUGUCCUUACACUUUUAGUGAAAAAACCCCCAAGCGUACUGGUUUUCCAAAUUGAAGCCUGCUUUCAGAAGUGAACAGGCCAUUAA